AUGACAGAGCUAGUCACUACCAUAGAUGGCCAUCAGAUUUCUAUUGCUGUGGACACACUAGCCAAAUCAUGCCAUUGUCCACACCGAUGCCCUCAAGAGCUACAAGAGCUUUAUCCUAGGCUAUACAGGCCUUCUUAUGCUGACAUGGCAAUAUUUCUGAUAGGUCUCCAUGCCGAUGAUUAUUAUUAUUUUAUUUCAUUCCAGGUGAAAGAAGCUCCAUAUACAAGACUUUGCAGCACCAAGAACAUCUUGACAGUAAAUGGACAAUUUCCGGGACCAACUCUAUACGUUCACAAAGGAGAUACAAUAGUGGUCGAUGUUCAUAACAAGGGCAAACAAAACAUCACAAUUCAUUGGCAUGGAGUGAAACAGCCAAAGUAUCCAUGGUCAGAUGGUCCUGUAUAUAUCACACAGUGCCCUAUUCAACCAGGAGCAAAAUUUAGCCAAAAUAUCGUAUUUUCCACAGAGGAAGGAACUCUAUGGUGGCAUGCUCACAGUGAUUGGUCACGUGCCACUGUCCAUGUUGCUAUUCUUGUCUAUCCCAAGCUUGGAAUUGGCUACCCUUAUCCUAAGCCUUAUUCAGAAGUGCCCUUAAAUUUAGGUGAGUGGUGGAAGGAAGAUAUAAUGGAGGUUCAAAAUGAUUUUCUUGAGAAUGGAGGAGAUCCAGUUGUGUCUGAUGCUCUCACUAUAAAUGGUCAACCUGGUGAUCUCUAUCCAUGCUCGAAAUCAGGUACAUUCAAGUUAAUGGUGGAACAUGGCAAAACCGAUUUACUCCGCAUGAUCAACGCCGGCAUGAGCGACAUUUUCUUCUUCUCAGUCGCAAAACAUCACCUCAUAGUCGUUGGAACGGAUGGUAGCUACACCAAGCCAUUCAAAGUUGACUAUGUCGCAAUAUCCCCCGGACAAACCCUAGAUGUCUUACUAGAAGCCAACCAACCUCCGGACCACUAUUACAUGGCCACUAGGGUUUAUUCGAGCGCCAAUGGUGUCAUCUAUGACAACACAACCGGGACAGCCAUCGUCCGCUACAAAGGAAACUACGCUCCAUCUUCAUCUCCUUCCUUACCUAAACUUCCAGACUAUAAUGACACAAAUGCGUCGGCUAAUUUCACUGGUAGAUUCAGAAGUUUAGCUAGUGAAGACCACCCCAUCAAUGUCCCAUUAAACAUGACCACCAAGCUCAUUUUCACUGUCUCGGUCAAUACCUUACCAUGUGCUGAUGAUUCGUGUGAUGGACCAGAUGGUACUAGGCUCUCCGCGAGUGUGAACAACAUAAGCUUUGUGCCUCCAUCAAUUGACAUACUUCAAGCUUACUAUAAUCACAUCAAUGGUGUGUACGGAGAUCAGUUUCCUAAUUUCCCGCCAUUGGUAUUCAAUUUUACUGGUUAUCUUCCUUUCAAGCUAUAGUUGCCGAAAAACGACACUGAAGUGAAAGUACUUGAAUAUAACUCCACGGUUGAGCUUGUUUACCAAAACACAAACUUGGUUGCAGGGACAGACCACCCCAUGCAUUUGCAUGGGUACAGUUUCUACGUGGUCGGGUGGGGAUUUGGUUAUUUCGACAAAGAUAAAGACCCUUUGAGGUAUAAUCUCGUCAAUCCUCCAUUGCAGAACACCAUUGCAGUCCCUAAGAAUGGAUGGGCAGCCGUUAGAUUCAAGGCAAACAACCCUGGAGUGUGGUUCAUGCAUUGUCAUAUAGAGCGCCACCUAAGUUGGGGGAUGGAGAUGGCAUUCAUCGUGAAAGAUGGCGAGUGCCGAGAAGAAAAAAUGUUACCUCCACCUCCUUACAUGCCGCCAUGUUGAUACUUCUAACGAAGUCAAUAUCAUGAUUUUGUUUAUUAUAUAUAUUUAUAUACGUGUGUGCAAUAAUCAGUUAUUUUUUAUUUUUAGCAACAAAUAAGAUUUUUCAAUGAGAUACAACAAUUGUCCAAAUCAAAUGGACAAUAAUCUUCAUUGGGGGAGAAUUUCAAAAAACUUUUCAAAUUCUACAACAAGUGUUUUUUAUGUAAUUUUGAAACAUCAUGCAAUUCAUACAACGCUA
Messenger RNA from Cornus florida, 2041 nucleotides. RefSeq names its product laccase-14-like. Gene Ontology annotation, cellular component: apoplast. NCBI's taxonomy places the organism in Eukaryota, Viridiplantae, Streptophyta, Magnoliopsida, Cornales, Cornaceae. Gene Ontology annotation, biological process: lignin catabolic process. Gene Ontology annotation, molecular function: copper ion binding; hydroquinone:oxygen oxidoreductase activity. The record is from RefSeq and is a predicted model, not a curated record.